CCGCGUGGCGCGCGGCCGAAUCUCCCGCCAAAGCUGCCCCCGCCCGCCAAGGCGCGACCUAUCAGCGUCGCAGGGGCCCGCGGCGUCCCGGUCGCCUCAAUCCCGCGGGUGGGGGGCAACCUUUUCCUUAGGCCUCUCCUCAGCCCACGGCGUCCAUCCGGCUCCCGAGCCGAGCGCCGGGCUGUCGGGCUUCGCGGCUGCCUGCGGUCCUGAGGCCUCGCCCUAGCCCCAGUCGGCUCGCGAGGCGCGCGCAGCUGAGUGGACCCCUGCGGCGUGGCCCGAUGGUCUCGCCCGACCCGGAGCGCGCGGGAGGCCGAGGGGGCGGGGCCCGGCGCCCACAUAAAGGCGGUUGGGGGCAGGGCGCGUAGAGCUUGUGAGCGUCGGCGCGGGGACGCAGGUCUCUGCCUCAGGCCCGGCCCUUCCCUGCUCUGCGCUCCCUGCCCACGUCGCCGCCGCCUCAGCCCCGGCCCUGCGCUGCGCGCCCGGCCCGUGCCGCCAUGGCCUGCCGCCCGCGAAGCCCGCCGAGGCAUCAGAGCCGCUGCGACGGUGACGCCAGCCCGCCGUCCCCCGCGCGAUGGAGCCUGGGACGGAAGCGCAGAGCCGACGGCAGGCGCUGGAGGCCCGAAGACGCCGAGGAGGCAGAGCACCGCGGCGCCGAGCGCAGACCCGAGAGAUAUAAAAGGAAACUCCUCAUCAAUGACUUUGGAAGAGAGAGAAAAUCAUCAUCAGGAAGUUCUGAUUCAAAGGAGUCUAUGUCUACUGUGCCGGCUGACUUUGAGACAGAUGAAAGUGUCCUAAUGAGGAGACAGAAGCAGAUCAACUAUGGGAAGAACACAAUUGCCUACGAUCGUUAUAUUAAAGAAGUCCCAAGACACCUUCGACAACCUGGCAUUCAUCCCAAGACCCCUAAUAAAUUUAAGAAGUAUAGUCGACGUUCAUGGGACCAGCAAAUCAAGCUCUGGAAGGUGGCUCUGCAUUUUUGGGAUCCUCCAGCUGAAGAAGGAUGUGAUUUGCAAGAAAUACACCCUGUAGACCUUGAAUCUGCAGAAAGCAGCUCUGAGCCCCAGACCAGCUCUCAGGAUGACUUUGAUGUGUACUCUGGCACACCCACGAAGGUUAGACACAUGGACAGUCAAGUGGAGGAUGAGUUUGAUUUGGAAGCUUGUUUAACUGAACCCUUGAGAGACUUCUCAGCCAUGAGCUAACUGCCACCUGGCGGCCAAGAAGAGAAACAGCUCCUCCCCGACUAGGUGGAAGGCUGGCCAGGCACCAAGCAUGUGUGUGCACUUGUACCUGGUGGUUUCUCUGUUAGUAGUCCAUUAUCUCAUGAUGAAUUAUUUUUGCCUUACUUUCUUAAGAAACAUUAAUUUUAUGUAUAGUGAGUAUAUUUUGCAUGUUUUAAAUUGUAAAUGGAGCUAAAUCCAAGAAAGUACUUGAAGCAAUCUUCCAGCGAGCUUAGUUGCGUAAUCCCUGUUGUCCUCCAGGGUAAGCUGACAGGUCUACUUAACUGGUUUUCCACGGGCAUCUUCAGUUGCUGCUUGUCAGAUGGAGUGUUUUGGAUUUAACCAUGUAAUCCAUGGGACCAAUUGAGAGUCAGCUACUUUUAUAGGCAUCAAAGUAUUCUCAGACACCUUUAAUAUCUUUAUGGAAACUUAAUUUUUGGCCUUUUAUCAAUAUGUCAUAACAGCACUCUGAUGUCAGACAUUGUUAAAUUGAGCUAUUAAACGAAUAGGUUUUAUGUAAGUUAUAUGGUCUUAAUUUGGUACUUGUAAAUAGCACUAGUUAGACUCUUUAGAAUACUCCAAGAGUUGGGCAGCAGAGUGAAGCGAUUUAGAAAGAACAUUUUAAAACAAUCAGUUAAUUUACCAUGUAAAAUUGCUGUAAAUGAUAAUGUGUACAGAUUUUCUGUUCAAAUAUUCAAUUGUAAACUUCUUGUUAAGACUGUUAUGUUUCUAUUGCUUUUGUAUGAGAUAUUGCAAAAAUAAAAAGAAAAGAACCCUCUU
Molecule: messenger RNA, 2003 nt
Organism: Nomascus leucogenys (northern white-cheeked gibbon)
Lineage: Eukaryota; Metazoa; Chordata; Mammalia; Primates; Hylobatidae
Source: RefSeq, a predicted model, not a curated record